Lachnellula hyalina is the source of this 1827-nucleotide messenger RNA. Its product is annotated as Dehydrogenase. The transcript has 3 exons. The coding region runs from base 1 to 1827 and encodes 608 amino acids. NCBI's taxonomy places the organism in Eukaryota, Fungi, Ascomycota, Leotiomycetes, Helotiales, Lachnaceae. Gene Ontology annotation, molecular function: flavin adenine dinucleotide binding; oxidoreductase activity, acting on CH-OH group of donors. The record is from RefSeq and is a predicted model, not a curated record.
AUGUCUGUCCUGGAAUAUGAUUACAUCGUAGUGGGUGGUGGUCUUGCUGGGUUGGUCGUUGCGAAUAGACUAAGUGAAGAUCCGCAAAAGAAAGUCUUGGUCAUCGAGGCCGGUGCGGAUCACAAAGACAACCCCAGAGUUAACACUCCAGGUUUGAUGACAACCUUGUACGGGGAUCCUGAGUAUGACUGGCAGUUCAUGAGCCCCCCUCAGCCUCAUGCCAAUAAUAGACAGAUCGCAUGUCCUCGAGGUCGUGCUCUAGGGGGUAGCUCAGCAAUCAACUUUUCCGCAAUAUUCUACCCAUCGAAGGGAAACUUCAAUGCCUGGGCCUCACUUGGCAACCCGGGAUGGAAUGGCGAAGAUAUAGCACCUUACUUUCAGAAGUACCAUACAUUCCACCCGCCAUCUGAAGCUGUCACAAAGCAACUAUCUUUGGACUAUGUGGAUGCGAGUGCUCAAGGUCGUGACGGGCCUUUGCCGGUAAUCUUUGGCGACGGGUAUGGGCCAUUCAACGAAGCUUGGGUAGAAACCUUCCGCGAGCUUGGUUAUCACCUACCUAGUGACCCUAUCAAGGGAGAAAAGCUUGGUGCAUUCACGGUUCCACUCUCAAUCAACCCCGAAAACAAUACUCGUGCAUAUUCCGCCAGUGCUUACUACUCUGAGGAAACUCGCAAACGACCAAACUUGACAGUUCUCACACAAACCGCAGCCGAGAAGAUCAUCCUGGGAAAAGAUGCAGACGGAUCCGCUGUGGCAACGGGGGUGCAAGUAAUUUCAAACGAUGAGCGGAAAACAUAUCUGGCAAGGAAAGAAGUUAUCUUGGCAGCUGGUGCCGUCCAAUCGCCACAACUUCUGGAACUCUCUGGUAUUGGUGGAAAGGAACUACUUACGAAGCACGGGAUCCCAGUCAUUGUUGACCUCCCAUCUGUCGGGGAAAACUUCCAGGACCACCCUUUCGCAGGAAUCAGUUGGGAAAUAGCUGACGACCAAGCUUCUGGGGACAUCCUUCGCGACCCCAGUCUUGUUGAAGCAGUCCUCAAGUUAUACCAGGAAACAAAUGGUGGUCCCAUGAACGGCACACCAAUCAGCGCUUCCUACAUGCCGAUGGUAGACAUCAACGGCGAACUGAGCCGUGAAAGUAUAGAGAAGCUUCUCGUCGAACACCUUGAUAAUGUGGACUAUCCAACAUUUCCUGGACAGAAGCUCCAAUAUGAGGUCUUACGCAAACAAUUGCUUGAUCCGAAGGAGUCUUCGGGGGAGUACAUGUCUCUGCCUUUGCAACUUAAUAUGGGUAAGAAGACAGACAUGCCUCUCCUUUUCUCCAAGAUCUCCGAGGGAAACUACUAUUCCAUUAUUAUCAUGAUCAACCACCCUUUCUCUCGAGGUGUUGUUCAUAUCGAGUCGAAGGAUCCCAAGGCACAUCCCGUCGUUGAUCCACGUUACCUGUCGCAUCCAUUAGACCUCGAAAUCCUAGCUCGGCACACACAAUAUCUCGAGAAGAUUAUUUCGACGGCGCCUCUUUGCAAUCUUCUGAAGAAAGGAGGACGACGGAUCCCUGCUGGUGCAGACCCCACGAGUCUGGAUGCGGCCAAAGAGAUUGCUAGAGAACGACUGUUCACCGCGUUUCAUCCUUCUGGGACUUGUGCCAUGAUGCCGCGAGAUAUUGGAGGAGUGGUAAGCGAGAAACUGGUUGUUUAUGGAACAAAGAACUUGCGAGUGGUGGAUGCUUCGAUUUUCCCGAUUGAGCCGCUGGGAAAUAUUCAGGCGAGUGUUUAUGCUGUUGCAGAGAAGGCUGCAGACUUGAUCAAGGCGGAUUGGGUAUCUUGA